Myodes glareolus (Bank vole) is the source of this 2091-nucleotide messenger RNA. It is a transcript of the gene Myadm, whose product is annotated as myeloid associated differentiation marker. Gene Ontology annotation, biological process: negative regulation of heterotypic cell-cell adhesion. NCBI's taxonomy places the organism in Eukaryota, Metazoa, Chordata, Mammalia, Rodentia, Cricetidae. Gene Ontology annotation, cellular component: cell-cell junction; plasma membrane. The record is from RefSeq and is a predicted model, not a curated record.
CUGGAUCCCACUGUUGGGCUGAGCCUCUAAGCCUCCUUAGACCUUCUGGAAGACGACCAGAAGCAGCCGCGGGGAAGAGCCUAGCAUCUGCAGCCAGCCGCCACUAGGCCCCGCCCAGCAGCAGCGGAGCAGGGCCGCGCCCGGGACCGCUGCAGAGCGGGGGCUUCUGUUCAGCCUUUUCCAGGUGCUCAACCACUUCCGCCUUCGCAGCGUGAUCUUUCCCCUUCCAGUCUUCGGUUAAGACAGCAGCCAUGCCGGUAACAGUAACCCGCACCACCAUCACGACUACAACGACAUCAUCCCCCACUAUUGUGGGGUCCCCUCGGGCACUGACGCAGCCCCUGGGCCUCCUCCGUCUCCUGCAGCUAAUCUCCACUUGUGUGGCUUUCUCACUGGUAGCCAGUGUGGCUGCUUGGACUGGGCCCAUGGGUAACUGGGCCAUGUUCACCUGGUGUUUCUGCUUUGCUGUGACCCUCAUCAUUCUUAUCGUGGAAUUAGGUGGACUCCAGACCCGCUUCCCCCUGUCAUGGCGAAACUUCCCCAUCACCUAUGCCUGCUAUGCAGCUCUCUUCUGCCUGUCGUCCUCCAUCAUAUAUCCCACUACCUAUGUGCAGUUCAUGGCUCACGGACGUACCCGGGACCACGCCAUCGCUGCCACCACCUUCUCCUGUGUCGCCUGUUUGGCCUAUGCCACUGAAGUGGCUUGGACUCGUGCAAGGCCUGGUGAGAUCACUGGCUACAUGGCUACGGUGCCAGGGCUGCUCAAAGUCUUCGAGACCUUUGUAGCCUGUAUCAUCUUUGCCUUCAUCAGCGAACCGUUUCUGUACCAGCAAAAGCCGGCCCUGGAGUGGUGUGUGGCAGUCUAUGCCAUCUGCUUCAUACUAGCUGGGGUGACCAUCCUGCUCAACCUGGGGGAUUGUACUAACAUGUUGCCCAUCCCUUUUCCCACCUUCCUGUCAGGCCUGGCCUUACUGUCUGUCCUCCUGUAUGCCACUGCCAUUGUCCUCUGGCCCCUCUACCAAUUUGAUCAGAGGUAUAAUGGCUACCCCCGGCGUUCCUUGGAUUCCAGCUGCGCUUAUACACACCCGCACUCGGUGUGUUACUGGGACCGCCGACUGGCGGUGGCCAUCCUGACAGGUGUCAACCUGCUGGCGUACGUGUCUGAUCUGGUGUACUCCACUCGUCUGGUGUUUGUCAAGGUCUGAGGUUAACAAGGGGCUCCCCUCCCCGUCCCUUCUUGCGGCCUCUUCAUCUGAUUACCUAAGAUUUUGGUACCGUGCUAUUUCCUCUUCCUACUUCCCUCCUAUUUGCUCUUUCUCCUAUGUAUUCUUCCUGACUUAAUGUUCCCUUUCCUUGUUUCUUUUUCUUCCCUUUCCUCUUCCUGUUUGCUUCCCCAUAUCCUGUUUUGCCCCUGAACUGUCUCCACAGCUUUCUGCCUUACUUCUUUCGUAUUCUUGUUUCUGCCUGUUUUCCUGGGAGCCCUCAGAAUUCUUGCUUUCUCUCCCUCACUCCUCAAAGGUGCUGGCCCCACACAUCCCAUACUUCUUUGCAGUUCUUCACCCCAUGGGCCUCUUUUGGGGCCUCAUUGCCAAAGCAUGUCUGCCUGCCUGCCUGCCUGCCUUAGCUGUGCCUUAGUAUGUGUGUGUGUUAAAGUGGUUGGGGAGCAGGCUGUAUAUUGUGCCUCUCCUUUAAGUUCAAAACCCUGGAGGUCAGUGAUUCCCGGUAGCCAGGAGUCAUUAAGCAGAGAGCCUGUCUCUACCUGUCACUCAGUUUUGCUUAAAAUUGGCUCUUGAAUUUUUACCAGAUUUCCUGAAAACCUGUCUAUCCUAGAUGAAGCAAAGGAUGGAUGCCUUUUGCUGAAUUAUUCUCUGUGCUAUCCAAAAAAACAAGCAUAAAAAACAUCAAACAAAAAUCCACCAAAAUAGCCACAUGGUCUUAAAGACAACUCUGAAGUAUUUCUGAGGGACAGUCAUGGUACCCUCCUAUCUCAGUGUUAAAAAUAACAUGACCUGCUUUAGCAUGGAGAAGAAAAACGGCCUUUGCCAGCCUUAAAGGCAUUAUGAGCCUCUUUGAUUUUUUUUUUCCUGAAUA